AUGGAGCGCAAGCCGCUGGCGCCCCCGGGCUUCUCCCGCACCUUUUACAAGCGCCAGCUGCCCUCCCCGCCUGCCAUCGAGUUUGCGUCCGCCCGGGGCAAGCAAGUGUUUGGCGAGGCGCUGGCGGACGGCACCGUCAACAACUUCUUCAAGCUCAUAGAGCAGUUCCGCACGCAGGACGAGCCGGCGUACUGCGGGUUGGCCUCCCUAGCCAUGACCCUCAACACCCUCAACAUAGACCCGCGCCGCACCUGGAAGGGGCCCUGGCGCUGGUUCCACGAGGAGAUGCUCGACUGCUGCCACCCGCUGCCCAAGGUGCGGGAGGAGGGCAUCACGCUGACGCAGGCGGCGUGCCUGGCGCGCUGCAACGGCGCGCGCGUGGAGCUCUACCCCUACGGCGCAGUCAGCCUGGAGGAGUUUCGGGGGAUGGUGGCGGAGGUGUGCAGCUCUGCGGAGGAGCACAUCAUUGUGUCGUACAGCCGGCAGGAGUUCCGGCAGACAGGCGACGGCCACUUCAGCCCCAUCGGCGGCUACAGCGCCCGCGAGGACCUGGCUCUCAUCUUGGAUACCGCACGGUUCAAGUACCCGCCCCACUGGGUACCGCUGCCCAUGCUGUACAAGUGA
This is a messenger RNA of Chlorella variabilis, 624 nucleotides long. RefSeq lists its product as hypothetical. Lineage: Eukaryota; Viridiplantae; Chlorophyta; Trebouxiophyceae; Chlorellales; Chlorellaceae. Gene Ontology annotation, biological process: detoxification of copper ion; cellular detoxification of cadmium ion; phytochelatin biosynthetic process. The transcript is spliced from 5 exons. The coding region runs from base 1 to 624 and encodes 207 amino acids. The record is from RefSeq and is a predicted model, not a curated record. Gene Ontology annotation, molecular function: glutathione gamma-glutamylcysteinyltransferase activity; metal ion binding.